Messenger RNA from Alexandromys fortis (reed vole), 1189 nucleotides. RefSeq names its product coiled-coil domain containing 97 (gene Ccdc97). Lineage: Eukaryota; Metazoa; Chordata; Mammalia; Rodentia; Cricetidae. The transcript has 4 exons. The record is from RefSeq and is a predicted model, not a curated record. Bases 120 to 1142 code for a protein of 340 amino acids.
CCCGGAACUUUAGUGCCUGGGUGCAGCUUAAGCAGUCGGUCAGUGACGCUUCCAUAGCCGGAAAUGGCUACGACUGCUUAAGGUCCGUGCUGGCUUCCUGACCCCGCUGCGGCGGUUUAAUGAGUCGAAGACUUGGGAUGGAGGCCGUGGCAGCCGGGGCGGUGACGGAGAAGUCCGAUGUUGACUGUGUGGAGCCCAGAUGUGUGCACUGGGGGGAGCUGAGCCAGGCUCCUGUUCCAUCUGAACCCCAGAACAAGGAGGCAAAGGAGAGUAUACCAGGAGUCCCCGAUGGUGACACCUCCCAGGCUGAGAGUCCGGCCGUGAGUGCCAUGCUGCAGGCCAUCGCCGCCAGCCACCUGCCUGUGUGCAGCCAACAGCAGGGUGAGCCUGACCUGACAGAGCAUGAGAAGGUGGCCAUCCUGAGCCAACUCUAUCACGAGAAGCCACUGGUGUUCCUGGAGCGCUUCCGCACCGGCCUCCGGGAAGAGCACCUGGUCUGCUUCGGCCACCUGCGUGGGGACCACCGUGCUGACUUCUACUGUGCCGAGGUGGCCCGGCAAGGCACUGCCCGACCCCGAACCCUACGCACCCGCCUGCGUAACCGACGUUAUGCUGCCCUGCGAAAGCUCAUCCAAGGAGGCGAGUACUUCAGCGAUGAGCAGAUGCGGUUCCGGGCCCCGCUGCUGUAUGAGCAGUACAUAGGACAGUACCUCACGCAAGAAGAGCUCAGUGCCCGCACACCGGCCCCCCAGGUCCCCAGGACCGGCUCCCCCAGCAUGCCUGCCUACCCACUCUCUGACCUGCUCUUCCAGUCCUACCAGGAACGAGAGCUGCAGCAGAAGCUGCUCCGGCAGCAAGAAGAGGAGGAUGCCUGCUUUGAGGAGGAAGAGGACAGUGAUGAGGAAGACCAGAGAUCAGACAAGGACUCGGAGUCCUGGGUGCCCGACUCAGAAGAGAGGCUGAUCCUGAGGGAGGAGUUCACCAGCCGUAUGCACCAGCGAUUCCUGGAUGGCAAAGAUGGGGGCUUUGACUACAGGUGCCUCCCAUUCCCAGCCCCCAUGGCCCUGGGCCACAAGCAGGUCCCUGUCUAUCCUCACAGGCCCUCCCUUAGUGGGACUAGAGCUCCCCACCAUGAGUCCUAGUGAUGUCAGUCACUCAGAGGUGUCAGAUAAACAAGAGUUGAUGGCUA